AUGGCUGCCGCCCCCUCCCCUCUGCCCCUCGGGUGGAGACGAAACGGUGUUCUGUGCUCCAACCCCGUCACCGUCUUGCAGAAGGAUUCAAUUCGCUGUGCACGAGGUCUCGAAACGGCAUGGGCCGCUACAGGAGUUGGCGAAUCAGGGGGUGUCUGCUGGAGCCGUUGGACAGCGGGUUGCCUGGCUGAGCAAGUGAGCGAGGAUAAGGCGGAGACUCUUGGCCUGCGUUCCCCACUGGAAAGGUCUCUGGAAUCACCGGCUGCGACCAAGAAAAGAAGAAUGUCUCGUCUCCGAGAAUCUUGGGAUGACGUGGGCAAUCCAAUCGAGAUUAGGAGAGCAACACGGCACGAAAUUGCUAUCGCUGCCUCACGUGGCUUGGGCACCAUGUUUCACCUCGCGGGAGCACAACGUGUACGUCGUGAAGACCUACAGUCGCCGUCAUCGUCGCCGCGAUCGUCACCUGACCCGGCCUUCGAAGAGCUCCUGCGCGCAAAGAUACAGACAGAUUUUACGUAUACUACCACCAACACUACUGCUACCGAUCACGAUCUUGCAGACCGCGUCGAUGAUGCCCCACCUAGCGACGAUGACGAGGCUGAACUACGACUCUUCGCCGCGCCCUUGAAUGCUCCUCCAACCACCCAAAAGAUUCGCCUCUCUUCCCCAGGAGCCCAAGUAGGAGAGCCUAGCAUCUUGACCAAAAGGCCCCUGACCUACUACUUCGCCGAUGAUCCGACAAGCGACGAGGAAGCUACGCUCCAGGUAGCUGCCAUAAGCGGGCAGACAGUAAUAGAGCUGUCGCGCCAGCCAUGGCCGGGUUGCGCACUCCCAUGGAAGGUGCGUACGAUUUCAGCCACAGGGAUGAAGAAGGAGGUCCUGGUCGGCCAUCCUCCGACCCUCGUCACGGUAGAGGACAAGGCGCACAAGCGGACACGGAAGAACAAGAAGACGCGCAUCGCCAUCAGGAAGAAGCUGCAGGCUAGAAAAGAAAAACAGAGCGAGAGAGAGAGGGUGGCGCAAGAGAAAGAAGAGGCAGAAAGAGAGAAGAGAACACGAAGGAACAGGGAGAAGAAGUUGAAGAAGAAGGCAAGAGAUCAAGCCAAGAAGGCCGCUGCUGGUGUUGGAUCGGGAGAUGAAAACGUGGCAGAGUCGGUCACGAACCAAGAUUCCCCCGCUGAAGACUGA
This is a messenger RNA of Plenodomus lingam JN3, 1188 nucleotides long. RefSeq lists its product as uncharacterized. Lineage: Eukaryota; Fungi; Ascomycota; Dothideomycetes; Pleosporales; Leptosphaeriaceae. The record is from RefSeq and is a predicted model, not a curated record.